CCUCAGCUGUCGCGAAGGUGCUCGGUCCUUCCGAGAAAGCUAAGGCCGCGUUGGAGUGAGGGCCUCACUUCAUCCCGCGACUAGCACCGCGUCCGGCAGCGCCAGUCCCACACUUGCCCGCGCUAUGGCCUCCGUCUCCGAGCUCGCCUGCAUCUACUCAGCCCUCAUUCUGCACGACGAUGAGGUGCCCGUCACGGAGGAUAAGAUCAAUGCCCUCAUUAAAGCCCUGGCCAAUGUCAACAAUGGGAGCCUCAUCUGCAAUGUAGGGGCUGGUGGACCUGCUCCAGCAGCUGGUGCUGCACCAGCAGGAGGUCCUGCCCCCUCCACUGCUGCUGCUCCAGCUGAGGAGAAGAAAGUGGAAGCAAAGAAAGAAGAAUCCGAGGAGUCUGAUGAUGACAUGGGCUUUGGUCUUUUUGAGUAAAUCUCUUUUAUAAUGUGUUCAAUAAAAAGCUGAACUUUAAAAAAAAAAAAAAA
Mandrillus leucophaeus (drill) is the source of this 474-nucleotide messenger RNA. RefSeq names its product 60S acidic ribosomal protein P1-like. Gene Ontology annotation, molecular function: structural constituent of ribosome; protein kinase activator activity; ribonucleoprotein complex binding. NCBI's taxonomy places the organism in Eukaryota, Metazoa, Chordata, Mammalia, Primates, Cercopithecidae. The record is from RefSeq and is a predicted model, not a curated record. Gene Ontology annotation, cellular component: cytosolic large ribosomal subunit; ribosome. The coding region runs from base 125 to 421 and encodes 98 amino acids. Gene Ontology annotation, biological process: translational elongation; cytoplasmic translation. The transcript is spliced from 2 exons.